Messenger RNA from Leptonychotes weddellii (Weddell seal), 2311 nucleotides. RefSeq names its product translocase of outer mitochondrial membrane 5 (gene TOMM5). The record is from RefSeq and is a predicted model, not a curated record. Gene Ontology annotation, cellular component: mitochondrial outer membrane translocase complex. NCBI's taxonomy places the organism in Eukaryota, Metazoa, Chordata, Mammalia, Carnivora, Phocidae.
CAGGAAAUGGGAUGGGGCCGAGUUCCGGGCGCCGGGCGGCCUCUGAAGAGAGCGGAGCGUGGCAGCUGGAAGCCGGGGAGGCAAAGCCAUGUUCCGGAUCGAGGGCCUUGCGCCGAAGCUGGACCCGGAGGAGAUGAAACGGAAGAUGCGCGAGGAUGUGAUCUCGUCCAUACGGAACUUCCUCAUCUACGUGGCCCUGCUGCGAGUCACACCUUUUAUCCUAAAGAAAUUGGACAGCAUAUGAAGAUGGGCAUCACAUGUGAAUGCAUGAUAUGAGGAACCCAGUUACAAUUUCUACUCCUAUCUGCAAAUGAACAGGCCCAGAAAGAUGUAAGAGACUCUUUGAUUGAAUGGACAUAAAAAUUCUACUUGUUAAGAACAAGUUUGGCUCUGGUAACUGACCUUAAUAGCUAAAAUUUAAAACUACUUGGGAAGUAAAGACAUCUUGGGUGAUAAUACACCCAUAUGCCUGUGAUGUUCAGCCUCUGUGAAUGUUGAUAUAAUUGUAAGUAAUGUCAAACUCCAUUUUCUGGCAAGUAUUAAUUAUAAGGGAAUUAUGUCUACAAUAGCACUGUCUUGUUAGUCAUUUCUGUUUACCUUUCACUUUGGUCCGGAGUAUAUAUGUUGAAGAGUUCCUUGUGAUUAGUUAGUUUUACAGAAGCCAGCACACAGCCACAACAACACUUAAGCACAGGACGUUCAGUCUGUAUUUUUAAAGUAGCAACUAAGAAAAAAAUCAGGAUUUUAUUUCUCUUAACCUACUUUUUGCUGCAGACCUCUGUAAUAUUGUAAUUAUUAUAAACUACAUUAAAUUGAGUUCCUCUUGUUUUGGACUGAAGGAUUUGCUGAUGCUGAUAAAGUGACAUCAUUUUAUUAAGUAGUCUUUGUGAAAGGCAACAUUACUGUUUGAUGCUGGGAAUCUAUAAAUGCUAUUUGUUUUCUUUUCCUAGGCUUCAUUUUCUGUAAACUUACCACGAAAUCAACUAGACUCUUUGCCAUAUAUCUAAAUUAAUCACAAUGUUCAGUUUCACUAGGCAUGCUGUUUCAUCUUCCAAAUAAGUCUUUCCUGGAGCUUUCGGACCUGUCCCAGUCUGGACUGUGGUCUGCUGUGCCUGAUACAGGCUGUAUUCUGGGAUCUCCCUUCACUGCAAUCCUGGGAAUUCCUUUUCCUCUUCUCUCAUGUUGGAUAUCUUUUUUUUUCCCCCCUGUAUCUUGUUUUCUUUAUCUCAUGACCAGUAUGCAUUUGAGUCUGUGUAUUGAGUACAGUCCCUCUGCCCAUAACUGCCUAGCAUCCCACAAUCCAGAGAACCCUCUAUUUUACCCUUUUUAGAAAAUAAACUUAUAAUUUGGGGAAGGAGCUGGGCAAUAGAGGCUGCUUAGCUACGUAGGGUUGCAGAGAGCAUUCUGAAUACUUAAACCUUCAACCAGUCCUUAUUUUAGUGUCUACCCCUUCACUCCUACUUCCAAAGGUAGAGGAAAGCACCAGCUCCUGAACCUUUUAGGGAUUCUCUGAUGUAAGUUGGGUUGUUUGUUUUGCUUUUCUACUGCUGACUCAGGAUUCAAUUUUCUCUGGGGCUACCAUGUUAUUUACUACUUGUCCAUCGGCUUUCCAACUUCUAGCUCUUUGCUGCUAUUGUCUCCUCUCUUCCCAUUCUUUUAGAUUUAUGCCUUAAAAUGAAAAUCUUUGCUGUCGUUCAGUGGAAUUUCAGGAGGCAGUGGAAGUAGCUGCAUGUGCUCCAUGUACCAUCUUUACCCAAAGAGCAUGUAUUUUUACCCUGUGAUGCUGUGUUUCAUGUUGGUAAUUUAUAUGCAUUCCUGACCUACGGAGGUGUGGUAGACAGCACCACGGUCACGAUCACUGGCUCUGAAGACAAGCAGACUUGAUUUUAUAUCCUGAUUCCAACACGUAGAAGAUGGAUGACUUUUAGCAACUGAACCUCUAUAUCUCAUUUUUUCACCUGUAAAAUUAGCGUAGUGGGAGCAUCUGUCUGCUUCAAAGUGUGUAAGGAUAAAGUAAGAGAAUGCAAGUGGAGCCACGAGCACAGUGUCUGACAUUUGGUAAAUGCUAUUUAUUGUUAAUGGUUGGUGUUUGGUAUAAGGUGAUUAGAAGUGAUUUGUACUAGCAGCCCCUGCAUUAGUAGGUUUCAUUCUUAUUUUCAGAUAUUGUGAGAUAGCAUGUUUAUAUUCUAAUUGUAUACAAACUUCAACAUUAGCAAACAUUUAAAUUCACUGUCUAAUAACUGUUAAUUUUACAGAUGAGUUUGAGACUCUGGAAGAUCCGGUAGCUAAUAAAUAGUAGCUGUCCAAGGUU